This is a messenger RNA of Gasterosteus aculeatus aculeatus (three-spined stickleback), 1355 nucleotides long. RefSeq names its product RAB25, member RAS oncogene family b (gene rab25b). Gene Ontology annotation, molecular function: GTP binding; GTPase activity. The record is from RefSeq and is a predicted model, not a curated record. Lineage: Eukaryota; Metazoa; Chordata; Actinopteri; Perciformes; Gasterosteidae.
CCUGCCGCAGCAGAACAACAACCUGGAUACACUCAGCGUGUCUUGUUCAAACAAGGCAGCUUUGUAGCUCGGACAGAGACUGGUGGCGAAGGGCAGAAAAAGCUGGCGAGUGGCACACAUGUGUCGAAACAUUUCCGCAGCCACACUGUUUCUGGAAGGCCGAGGAUCUGAGGAGGAGGCUGCGUUGUGGCGUGAGUCAGCGUCCUCUUGCACCCUGGACCUGCAGAUCAGCCUGUGAGUGCUGGAGACGCGGCAGUGAACCGAGGGGCGGCAACACUGAAUGGACAGAACAUGGGGUCAGAUGAGGCCUACAACUUUGUCUUCAAGGUGGUUCUAAUCGGAGAAUCCGGUGUGGGAAAGAGCAACCUUCUCUCCCGCUUCACCAAAAACGAGUUCAGCCACGACAGCCGCACAACCAUCGGGGUGGAGUUCAGCACACGGACGACGCAGCUCAGCGGCUUCACCAUCAAGGCCCAGAUCUGGGACACGGCCGGACUGGAGCGAUACCGGGCCAUCACUUCUGCGUACUACAGGGGUGCUGUUGGAGCCCUACUGGUCUACGACAUCACAAAGCACCUCACCUACGAGAGUGUGGAGCGCUGGCUGAAGGAGCUGUACGACCACGCUGACCCCCACAUCGUGGUCAUGCUGGUGGGAAACAAGAGCGACCUGGAAUCGGAGAGGGCCGUGCCCAACGAAGAGGCAAAAGACUUCGCAGAAAAAAAUGGACUUUUGUUUCUGGAGACGUCUGCUUUGGAGUCAACUAACGUGGAGGCAGCAUUCAAUGACGUCCUGUCAGAGAUUCACAGGAAGGCCAACAGUAAGGAGGUGGUUCGGGGGCCCAUCAGUGCUGUGACCUUGAACAGCUCCAGUGCAGAAACGCCAGAGGAGGAGAAAGCCUGCUGCAGGAACAUCUGAUCUCAAGAUCCUCCAGGAGCCCCCGGGGGCCUCAGGUGACCUUCCUCCACAACCCGGGCUUGAGAUUGACGGGAGGCACGCGACAACCCCGGGGCCAAUACAAACUUUUUUUGGCUUAAGUGAUGCCUUUUAUUGUGUCAAUAAAUGUAGCUGGUGUUCAACAUCAUUCGUUUAAGAGUCUCUGCUGGCUAUGGAACGUAGGUCAAAAGUUAAACACUUAACCGUGAGACCUGUAAGGUUUUAUAUUUAUAAUCCAUGCACAGAAUUGGAGCACUGUAGACGCAUGACGGUAUGUGUAAAUGUAAAUUGCACAAGACUCUUUUAUUGUGUGUUGGUGGUACUGUGGGUCUUGCUGUCACAGCUGCGCAUGUGCUACGGCUCAUGAUCGCGGAUCAAUGGAUUGCAAUUCUGUUGAAAAAUAAACGAUUCGUGGAGAA